CGCAGGACUGUCUCCGACAGAAAUUCAAGUCAGUCUGCGGUGAAGACACCGCCAGUUAUUGGGACGACUCCUGGAACGAACUCGUGGAGGAGAAUAUGCAGUUUGCUUGCUCAAACUUUGAUAAUCUGGCCAAAUGUGAGUCAGGUAUGGAUGCGGGCGUCUGGAAGAUCAUCAAAGACGUCGCGGCCACCGAUGACGCCACCGCUUUGGCCGCCAGACAUAAGUUCAAGUCUGAGAUCACAACAGCCGUUGAAUUAAUGGACCUCUUUGAAUGAAUCACUAAUUAUACUGGAUUACUUUAUUACCUCUUUUGUAAUGAAACUAUUCAUUGUAUUCAAUUUCCUGCAGUAUAUCAAUUAAUCUACUGUAAUCACAAGUUUAAUUAUUUUCAGGGUA
This is a messenger RNA of Oppiella nova, 396 nucleotides long. Lineage: Eukaryota; Metazoa; Arthropoda; Arachnida; Sarcoptiformes; Oppiidae. The record is from the annotation of a GenBank genome assembly.